AUGUCGACCGCACAGUAUUUUCAAUCCCCCGGUCCCCUAGGGGAACUAUACGAGGCCACGGGUUUCUCCCACGCCGUCGUCUUGCCUGUCGGUGCCCAAUUAGUGAUCACCUCAGGGCAACCUGGCCUUAACCGCCAAAAGCGCGCGACGGCGACCGCAGCUGAGCAGAUUGAGGGAUGUUUCGACAACGUUGACACUGCACUGAAAGCAGCAGGUGUGACGGAAGGACUUUGGAAGGCACAUAAAAUCCAGUGUUUCUUGCUUGACGUCUCUCUAGAGCCCACCAUGAUGGAGAUCUGGAGGAGGAAGUGGCGAGGUCAUAGGCCAACAUGGGCCACUGUGGGAACAAGUGGACUAUGUGGACCGGGCAUGAUUAUAGAACUUAUUGCUGAGGCACAUAUUGUGCCAGAGAAGACUACCCAGCCUUAA
This is a messenger RNA of Exophiala bonariae, 429 nucleotides long. RefSeq lists its product as uncharacterized. Lineage: Eukaryota; Fungi; Ascomycota; Eurotiomycetes; Chaetothyriales; Herpotrichiellaceae. Bases 1 to 429 code for a protein of 142 amino acids. The transcript has a single exon. The record is from RefSeq and is a predicted model, not a curated record.